CCCAAUAAAUUGUCUUUUCUUUUAAGUUGUCAAUUUAAAAUUGUUUAAUUUAAAUAUUUGUAUUAUUUAUAUUUCCAAUUUUUCUCUUUUCAAUAGUAAUGUUGUGUAUUUUUUUUAACAAUAAUUAACUUGUAAUUCUUGAUAUUUCAAUGAGUAACAAUGAUGAAUGUUAUCAACGAAUUGAAUGCAUUACAUUUAGACACUCUUAGUGACGAAUGGGUACAGGCAAUUUAUUAUUCAGAGUUUCUAGAAUUUGGUGAUAUUCCCCCUGAAUAUGAAAGUAUAUUGGAGUCACUUGAUAUUAAAGCAGUAUUUCAAAGUAUAAUGAAAUCUUUUGAUGACUGGCUCAAUACAACAAAUUCUGAUGAUAAAUCUUGGGCUACACUCUCCAAUCAUGUGAUGCAUGAAAAACUGCUCGCUAUUAUAGCUUAUCACAUUGACUAUGGUAGUAGAAAUAUACUAACUAAGGAAUACAGAAAUAAUGCCUUGCUAGCAUCUCGUUUAUAUUACAAAUUAUUAUUUGUACCUGGAUAUAAAGCAUACCAUAUUUAUCAUUCUCAAUUAUUUGCACAUUCUCUUGGCUGCCUUGGCUUCCCAAAAGCGAUGUGUGAUAAUGAAGAUAGCUAUUAUAACACAAAAGAGCUAACAAGAGAAGUUAAUUCGGUCAUAAGGGAAUUAAGACACUUUGUUCUUGAUUUGCAAGCUAUAAUAAAAAAUUUACAACUAAACCCUAAUGACAUGAACUUUGAGGACAUUUUAAGUAAUUUAGUUGAUAUAACUGGAGGUGCCAUUGUUAACAAACUGAAUGUAGACAAAAUUGAACUAGGGAAUAUAUCUAGAGUAAUUUAUGAGUUGAUAGAUGUAUUGAUAUGUGAAGCCAAUGGAGAUCCAAAUAAAAAUGCAAUACAAUUGGUGUUCAAAUGUAUUCUUCCAAAAUUAGUAGCAGCAUCAAUGGACUGUAGGAAUGCUAAUAACCUUAUAAGAGCAUCUUAUGUCACAUAUUCUGGUUUACUUCUAAGUAGAUAUGGGAAAUCAGCAUUACCUGGAUACACUAUAUUACUGCAACAUCUGUGCUAUACUUUAGAUGGUUUGGAGCGUGCAGAAGUUCGCGCAGCUCGUGUUUCAUUAAUCAUUGGAUUAAUGAGUUUACUUCCCCAGAAGUCAUAUAGUAACUUUGUUAAAUGGAUAAUAAAACUGUCCACUACUUCAAAAGUCUCCCAUCGUCAAAUUGCAAUGGAAAUGCUCUCUAAAUUACUGAGUAAUGACCCUGAAGAAGCUAAAUCUAAAGAACCCGUGAUGGAGACAGACAACUCAGAUAAUUCAUUGCAACCUACUACUGAACAGCAACCCCAAAAUGAAGCUCUUGAUGAAAUGCACAAAAAUCCAGUAGACAUAGCUGAUAAUCAACUGGCAGCUAUGUCAACCGAUGAUGAAAACAGCCAAAAGUUACCGAGUGCAGAGAAAGAAGUUGACGAGCAUGAAAUGACGGAGGAGGAGGUGGCAGAACUGCUGAGCGCGCGCGCACACACGGUGCCACUGGCCAGCCUGUUGCGUGCCGUGUACGAGCGCGUCGCCGAUGUUUCGGGCACGCUACGCACGCGGGCGCUCGUUAUGCUCGCCGACUGCCUCGCUAGCGACCGCCCCGCCAUGCAUCAAGCGAUCGAGGAGUUGAACGGGACUGGAGCGGUGUCGCGACUGAUGGCUGUGAGCGCGCGCUGCGUGUCCGACGAGCGUGCUGCGGUGCGGCGCGCCGCCGUAGCGCUGUUGCAGCGUCUGCUGGCGCGCCGCUCGCCGCCGUCCGCCGCCGAUCUAGGGAUUCUUGUGGGUCUGUGUCGCGACGCGAGCAUCCUGGUGCGAUCGGCAGCAAUCACCGCACUUGGCGAACUUGUCGUACAAUCACCUAGUGACCCUAUGAUUGACGCGUUCCUUUCUGGACCCAUGCAUCAACUGUCAGACCCCGAAAAUAAGGUUCAAGAGCAGGUAGUCAAUCUCAUACAACAAAUAUUGAUCGAUCGUCUGCAGAAGUAUGAGAUCACAGACAUAGAAGACCCUUUGCCUUGGAUGUUCCUUGCUGGCAUCACCCGCCACAACAUGCGGAGACACCUCCAGAAGGCCUGCACCUGUUUGACUAAAAGUUCUAAUUGCAUCAAUCACCGGCUGGUAGACAUGUUAAGCACGCACCUGGGGACUGCGAGCGACGAGCGCGACCUACAUUGUCUGGUGCUACUUACAAGCAUCGCGCGCUUGGUCGACUACUCGGACAUCAGUUUUGUACUCGACUACUAUUACAAACUUGCUGAUGACACGAAGUGGCGCGACGCGCGGCUUCUGCCGCUGGCGCUGGAGCUGGCGAGCGUGUGGGCGCGCUGGACGGCCGCCGCAGCCCGCCACGCGCUCCGAGACCACCUCGUGCAGCGACUCGCCGCCGGAGACGCAGACGGAUGCCGCAUCGCGUGUGCUGCUCUUGCCGCGCAGUUAGAUCCUGAUAAUCUACAAUGGGCAACUGAAUUAAUGCAAUUAUCGGAGAAACAAGCUCUGGAGGGUGGACCAGGUGGCGAGAUGGAGGAGUGGAUGCGAGCGGCAGACUUGUCAUUAGUGGCGCCGGUGCCACCGUCUUCUAGCUUACUCAAGCUCUUCCUUGACGCUCUCUCUGAUCCUCCACCAGCGUGGGGCCCGGAGCAGCGCGGCGCGUGCGUGGCGGGCGCGGGGCGGCUGUGCGUGCGGUCGCGGACGGCCGCCACCGCCGUCGCGCCGCGCCUCGCCGCGCUGCUGCCCGACGCCGCCGCGCCGCUGCCAGCUCGCAUCAACGCGCUACUCGCCCUCACAGACAUAUGCACCAGAUACACGUGCAUCGUGGAGCCGCUGCUGGAGACGGUGUGCGGGUGCGUGGCGGCGGAGGCGCCGGCGGCGCUGCGCAGGGCGGCCGCGCGCUCGCUCACGCGGCUGUUGCUGGCCGGGUUCCUGCGCCUGCGCACGCCGCUUUACUAUCGAUAUUGCGCACUACUGGCGGACGACGACCACGAUGUACGUGAGCCGGCGGAGUACUACGUCACCAGCUGCCUCACCGCCGAAACUAUCUACUACCACUUCGUCGACUGUGUCUUGCAUUAUAACAAAGAAGGGAAUGAGAGCAUCACGUUCGACGCGCGGCAGCUGAUCUACGACGUGAUGCUGCAGCGACUGUCGCUGGUGCAGAAACUGAACGUGCAGUGCCGGCUGGCGCGAGAGGUGCUGCAGCACGCGGCCGACUCGCUGGACGAGGCCGAUGACCUUCCGCCAGCGCUAGAAGCCGCGCUGCUCGAUGCCAUCACGCUGCUCUGCGGGCCCAGGAUGAAAUUACCAAAGAAACCACAAAACACGGGAGAUGCCGAUAUUGAUGACCUGCAAGAACGAGUCACUACUAAUAUCGUAUCUCAUAAAAUGAAACGCACGGUAGCGGAGGUGGUGGUCCCGUCGGUUCUGCAGCUGUACGCGCGUAUGCGUCCGCGCGGCGGACAGCUGAUCAUGUCCCUCGUGCGCAUCGCCACUGACCUGCUCAACGACUACCGUCACGAGAUUGAAGAACUGAUAGAGAACGACGAGGAGCUGGUGGAGCGCGUGCAGCAGUUCCAAGGGACGAUCGGCCUGGAACCUUCGUUCGGCAAUAUGCGUAACCUGGUGACGUCAUCGGCACCUCCUGAGCCAGACACCCCCCGCGCCCCGCGGCGACGCCCUCGCCCCGUCACCUACACCCCACGACCGCCCAAGAAACGGGCGCUACGUAUCUAGCAGCGAGCCGACACGCCGGAGAAGUAUUACUACGUGCAAUAAUAGUCAAGUCACGAGACCAUUCUCGAAACAAAUUUAAUUAA
Messenger RNA from Achroia grisella, 3851 nucleotides. Its product is annotated as condensin-2 complex subunit D3-like. Lineage: Eukaryota; Metazoa; Arthropoda; Insecta; Lepidoptera; Pyralidae. Gene Ontology annotation, cellular component: condensed chromosome, centromeric region. Gene Ontology annotation, biological process: mitotic chromosome condensation; meiotic chromosome condensation. The coding region runs from base 160 to 3768 and encodes 1202 amino acids. The record is from RefSeq and is a predicted model, not a curated record. The transcript is spliced from 21 exons. Gene Ontology annotation, molecular function: histone binding.